CGUGGCAGCAACAGAACAGUCAACAAAUCAAUGCAUGAUGGAAGAUGAAAAAAAGCCUAUUUGCGUGCCUGUACUACCUGAGGACUGCUCUCUUGGAGUGACCAAGGUCAAGAUCAGCUCAAUGUACGAGUCUCAGAGUGAAAGCGAAUUGUUGGCUCUCUGUGAGCCGCCAGUAAAAGUCAUGAAAGUUGAGUCAAUGGAGAUUGAGACUGGAGCUGGAGAGGCAGAACAGAAUCGUAAGAAUGGAGGAAAUGUAGCUGAGUCUUCGCCGUCUGCAAAGAUGUCAGGCCGCUCCAAGAGAAGAGUGAAACGGCUCAGAAACGAGCCCCCAAACAUAACAGGUGAGGAUGGACCAUGCGGCGUUCAUGUGCUGGAUUUUGCAGAAGCCAGAGCCACCGAGAUGAAAAACAUGGUCCAGGCAGUGUCAUCCAAAGAGGGUGGAAAAUUGACCUCUCAAAAACUCCCCAGGCACAUGCGACGAAGAGCAGCUAGUCACAACGUCAAGAGGCUUCCUAGAAGAUGCAGGGAGGCAGCUGCUAGAGAGAUGGAGAAAUCAAUGGCUGAUGGAUCUGCUGAUAAGAACAAACGAAGCCGGAAGCACAGAAGAAACACUUGCAACCUUCAAUCAACUUACGCCCAGAGGCAAAGGAUUCACAAGUGGUUAGAGACUCAUCUGUGGCAUACCAAGAGAAUGAAAAUGUGCAGCAAGUAUGGCUACCAGUUGAGCAAGCACUGCUCUGACAAAGGAGUGAGGGCUGCCUAUAAGUCACUGACUCACGGCUGUUUGAUUAGCGACAUUUCCUACUUCAGUUGCGUGCAGGUGACAGGUGUCCAGGCUAACGUUAUCAAGUGUCUUGCUCCACUUUUCAACUCUGAAACUGGUCUUACCAUUGCUGGAAAAGCAUUCCUCACUGGAGGCAGAGAAGGGAAAGCCGUUCUCUACAGACGUGGGGAGUACCCUCAGGGUGCUGUUGGUCCCGUCCAAUUCCUCUGGAAAGCCCUACCCCCUGAUGUAGCCCAACAAGAACAAGGAAUUAUUGCUGAUAACGAACCCACCAGCUUGUGGGUGUGGUCUCACCCAGCCAUGCACAAGGAGGUGCUCUCUGAAAUCAACGAUUGUGUCGCAGCAUUCAAGACUAAAGAAGUUUCGACUGAUGAUGAGAAUGAACUGAUAGCAGUGCAAGACCUAGGCUCAGAUUUGGUUCGAUUUCGACUCAUUGGCCCUCGCUCUCACGCUCUACUGAUGGAAGCUUUGAAGCCUGUGUUUGAUCCGGAACAGGCUGGUGACAGUGAGCCCAGCUCUGAUUCUAUGGAAGUAGACCCACCACCAAAAGGGCCUGAUACACCUCGAUGGUGGAGGGGAACAGGUCAAAACAGUUUCUACGAACAUUGCCGUCUGCUUUCUGGUACCCACCCUACCAUUAAGAGCGUACCUAGCCCCGCCCAUUUCCAACGGGGUACAGUACUCAGCAUGACUGUGCUAGACCCUCGUUUGUCUACCCCCUCACAUAAACUCGAUAUGGUGUCCAAAUACUAUCCCCUCGGAAAGAACCAGCUAGUGAAUGGCAGCAAAGAAGAAGAAGUCAAGAAGCCUUGCAUGGAAGAUGCUCAAGCGGCCAUCGAGUCACUUCCUGUGGGUGUGGCCUACUCUCCCCUCUGGAAUUUGUACAUCAAAGCCGUUGUCUCAGAUUCCAAAGAAUCGACUCAGCAUAUCAAUGACCUUCGCUCACAGCACCUUACUCAAUCGCCAUCACUUAAACUGGACCAAAAAGUUGCCAAAAUCCCAGUCCUCCUGAUACAGCAAACAGUGGGCUCCGCCUCUCGACGAAUUCCCAGCCAUGGCUCAUCGACUGCUACUUGUGGCUGGGACAUUAUUCUACCUCCCAAUUGGGGUAACGAGUUCUGGGUAUCGUUGAUCUACCACGGUGCACGAGCUUGUGGGCUGGACGAAUUGAAGCAGUGCUCAAUGGAGUUACAGAUUCAGCAUUUUCCCGAUGAUUUUCCGGACACUGUAUCUGGCCAGGCACACUGUGACGAAGAGAAGAAGCACCUUUUAGAAAAGUACGAGUCCUACCCCCCUGACAAGCGGAGAAAUUAUGGAAAGUUUUUGAUAGCCUCACCGUUUGAGUACCCUUGGGGGGAAAUUCUCGCUGUGUGGUCUCAAGAGUCGAGACUUGAUCGAUUUUGUUGCCUGUCUCAGUCGUCGAAGCGAAUGAAACUCGAGAAUGACACUGAGGAACUUUGCCAAGAUUUUGACGAAUCUUAUCCGGAAGACACUGGAAGUGAAAAGCUUCGAAAGAGGCCUCUUGUCUGCGAAGGUUCACCACUAGACACAGAUCCUUCCACACUCAGUUUCUAUGUUCUGAGAUCGACUGAAGUCCUCGCUGCCCUUGCUCAGUUUGUUGACCAUCUUUUCUCCAAGAAGUACAUGAAAUCUGCUCAAGUCAAUCUGUCCCAUCUUCAGCAUUCAUUCAAGAUGGCGUUGAGGGAGUUCUCUAUCGAUGAGUAUCUAAAGACGCAUUGCUCAGCACUAUUGGGAAUCAAGCUACAAAUGUAUCAGCGUGGAACGCUCUCAAGUCAUGAUGUAAUUUCGGUCCCGUCUGUGUCUGACUUUGCCCCCCUCGUAUCGUGUAGCCGCUCACGUCCCCACUCUGGUCCCAAGGAGGAGAUCAACCCUAAGGGUAUGACUGUGGUCGAGGGAGACUCGCUGACGAUUGGAGUAAGCUCACUGUCUUCAAGGCGAAAAGCAGAGGUCAAGGAGAAGAGGAAACUCGUGGGGACGCGUCUGAAGAAAAUCGCAGAAGAAGAGUCUGAUGGUGAUAUGCCACCAUGGCAAGCAGCUGCCACAGAAGACUACCACCUCCACCCUGUGCAACCAAAGAGAGAGACGUUUGGCUACGUAACAUCGGCCGGCUAUCGACACACCAAAUCUCUCCACUCUGGUGUGGGAUUCUGCACCUUUGCUGGUUUUAUGGAGAUCCUCUCCAAGAGCUAUUCUGCCCCCGGCGUGUGUGAACCCCUUGCCUUGGUGCGUGGGAAUGGAACACAGUACUGGUUUGUGAGAAUUGAACUUUUGUAAUUAUGGAACAAAAAACUCUAUCACAACAAUAUUUUCUCGGAAGUUCAUCGAUCAUGCUUUUUUCUAUUUAUAUAUUCAACAGUCAUUUUCAUUUAUCUUCAUUUAUCUCUCGUUCAUAAUUUCUAUUUAAUCGAUUCAAAUUAAAAAUUAUUUGGUUGUUCUCUCUUUAAA
Messenger RNA from Halichondria panicea, 3250 nucleotides. Its product is annotated as ribonucleases P/MRP protein subunit POP1-like. Gene Ontology annotation, biological process: tRNA 5'-leader removal. Lineage: Eukaryota; Metazoa; Porifera; Demospongiae; Suberitida; Halichondriidae. The transcript is spliced from 6 exons. Bases 35 to 3079 code for a protein of 1014 amino acids. The record is from RefSeq and is a predicted model, not a curated record. Gene Ontology annotation, cellular component: ribonuclease MRP complex; nucleolar ribonuclease P complex.